Messenger RNA from Pipra filicauda (Wire-tailed manakin), 1863 nucleotides. It is a transcript of the gene FAXC, whose product is annotated as failed axon connections homolog, metaxin like GST domain containing. Lineage: Eukaryota; Metazoa; Chordata; Aves; Passeriformes; Pipridae. The record is from RefSeq and is a predicted model, not a curated record. Bases 31 to 1269 code for a protein of 412 amino acids. The transcript is spliced from 5 exons. Gene Ontology annotation, cellular component: cytoplasm.
GCGGCGGGGGAUGCGGGUGCCGGGCGCAGGAUGCUGUGGGGGGUGGGCCUGGCGGCGCCGCGCUCCUGCGUGGCGGACCUGAGCCGCAACCGCAGCCUGUCGCUGGGCUGGUGCGCGGGGCCCGAGGAGCCGCCGCCCGCCUUCUAUGGGGGCGAGAUCGUCGCCUUCCCGCUGUCGGGCGGCGGCGGCACCAUGGCGGCGCUGGGCUCCGACUCCUGGUGGAAGAAAACGCUGUACCUGACGGGCGGGGCCCUGCUGGCCGCCGCCGCGUACCUGCUCCACGAGCUGUUGGCCAUUCGGAAAGAGGAAGAGCUUGAUUCAAAAGAUGCUAUCAUACUGCAUCAGUUUUCAAGGCCUAGGAAUGGUGUUCCGAGUUUAUCGCCAUUCUGUCUGAAAAUGGAAACAUACUUGAGGAUGGCUGAUUUACCCUACCAGGUAAAUUGUGCAGUUUGCCUUUGCAUUGCAGUUUGCUGUAAUUACGUGAAAUGGGACAUAGGCAUCCCAUCUCUCUCCCCCCCCAGUCUGUCUCACACAGGGAGAUGUAAACAUACACCUACAACUGGGUGGGUACACCAACACUUUUAUAUCUCUAAGUGGUGGUGGGCUAUCUGGGGGUCACACUGCUAUAACUUAUCUUUGCAUCCUUUUAGGACUUUAGCUUAUUGCCAAUGGGUGGAAAAUCUUCACGAGACGCAAAAGAUGGUUUCUCUUUUUGGCCCCUUCAGCGACUUGCUGAAGUGGAUCUUCUGCCACCUGACCAAAGGAAUCGUGAAGCGGGAAAUGUACGGCCAUGGCAUUGGCCGCUUCUCGGAGGAGGAGAUGUACACGCUGAUGGAGAAGGACAUGCGGACUCUGGCAGGCCUCCUGGGUGACAAGAAGUACAUUAUGGGAUCAACUGUUUCCACCGUUGAUGCCACCGUCUUUGGACAUCUGGCACAGGCAAUGUGGACGCUACCAGGGACUCGACCAGAGAGACUAAUCAAAGGUGAACUGAUUAACCUUGCUAUGUAUUGUGAAAGAAUAAGGAGGAAAUUUUGGCCAGAAUGGCACCACGAUGAUGAUAACACUCUGUAUGAAUCCGAGGAAAGCAGCGAAGCAAGCAAGACUUACUCCCCUUUGCAGGACUUCAGUUUUUAUUCAAGGACAGAAACAUUUGAUGAGGAAGGGAAUAGUAUUUCCCAAACGCCUGAUACCGAUUACACUGGACACUCCCUCUUUGAUUCAGAUGUGGACAUGGAUGAGUACAGAGAUCAGGAACAAUGCAAGUGAUGUGUACAAGUGUCUCCCAUUGUGCAGAUAAGCUGUUUCUUGGGGUCAGUCUGAUUUGUUUUCUCCUUCAGGUCAGGAAGAGGUUUAUACCACUUUGGAAGAGACCAUUGUACUUGACUCAGCUGUCACGUGCUACUUGGACUAUUUCAACUGUAUUUCAUUUUGUCUUACUGUGCAGGUGGAACCAAGGUAAACACUUAUUUAAAACACACAUGGGCAAACUAGAGCUCUAGAGGACAACAGGACCUUUCCAUCUACAUUUUUGUUCGUGCUCAAAAACAGAUCCCCCAUCCAAGUGGGACAGACUUCUGGGAAGUGGAGCAUUUGUCACUACUGGUUUGUGUUAAUAUCUUAUCUUUACAGGAGUGGGUUGAGGACAUAAAUGGAAGAGGUAUGACUGGCACAGCUUUCUUCCAUGGAAGAAAAUGAUUGAUGUUUUAAUGAAAAGGCCCUGGAGGUGCUGGUUGACUGCACCUCAGUAUGAGCCAGUGGUGUGCCCUGGUGGAUCAGAUGUAACAGCAUCCUGGCUUGUAUCAGCAAUGGUGUGACCAACAGGACCAGGGCAGUGAUCGUUCCCCUGUACUCAGCACUGGU